AUGGCGGGGAGCCAUCCUGUAGCAGGAAAUCCACCUGCUGUACAGGUAGCUAGCCCUUUUGGGUUCGUCAGAGCCCUUGAAUGGGCUGCAGCGGAAAGGUUGCCCCAAAUGGCGACAUAUUGGGAAAUCAUUCUCUAUAUACAAGAGAACUUGGCUAUGGCGAACGGAGCCGUGCGACCUCUGGAAGCAUUGAAGAAUUGGGGCGACGACUUCGACCCUUUCGCGCGUAGAGCCUACAGCUGGCUUUUGGUUCAUCACGAAAGCCACUCGUCGGAGUCCGCCAUUGCUGGGAUCAGCCAUACAAGGCCACGACUUCGGCAACAGAUAAUAGACAGCCUGGCAUCCCACGAGAGGAUCAAUCGGAACACCAAUGUGAAGGGUGCUGUCGACCAAACAUUCCCGGACUCGAUCAAAUCCGAGGCGGACUUUUGGUCUCAAGAGGCUAUAACAAAGAGUAUCAACAACAGGACACCAGCGGCCUCGGCAAUCGCGGAUAUUCCACAAACGAGACAACAGCAAGCCGUGUAUAUACGAGAAAUGUUUGAUGCUCUGAAGAACACCCAGGACAUCAUUGAGAAAGCGAGCAACCACAAGGUAGGUACCGUCAAGUCAACCAGUGGAAGGGUGUUCCAAGAUAUUGCGUGGGUGCUAUACAGAGAGGCCCGAAACCUUCAACAGGGCAAGCCGGGUGUGAAGCCUUGGUGCACCUCAUUCAAGUACAAGCAGUACCCUACCAUGCGGGCUCGCUGGAAUGACAUGGUGGAAUUCUUUCAAACUUCAAAAGCAGCAGUGGCCAACCUGAUCGUCGCCCACAGCGAGAAGCGUUUUGCCGGUAACCCGACCCAAGAGAAACAACGCAAGACUGUCAACGACAAGGGCAACAAGAAGAAAGCGACCAAGAUGAAGGAAAAUGAGGAGAAGGCGGCCACACUCGACAAAGUUGUCAAGGAUACCACGGGUAAAGCCGCUGCUGCGAAGAGUGCUCCAGAUCAGGGCACAAAUAAAGAGUGGGACGCCGAAGCCAGUGAGGAUCUCGGCGGCGAUGGCGAGGCGGAAGAGACAGACUACGAAGCUGAAGAGUUUGAUGACAGCGCGAGAGAGCGUGAAGACAACGAUCACGAGUCUGACGACGAAGCAACGCGUCUCCUGCAGAAUGCCCAACAAGAUGUGGAUCGCUACGAUGACAUUCCAGAAGACCAGGACAGCGACGACUUGAAAUUUCAGUUCGGCCGCGCAAUGGGCGACUCUGCUGCUUCAACGGUUCCUUUGGCAGGAACUUCGCAACCGCAUGCUCCGGCCUACCCUCCAUUACCCGGCUCGAUCGGCCAUCGGCGACAGGUCCGAGCUAUAUCCCCCGACGAAGGACACCCUCCAAGCAUCAUGCCUUCCAAUGAUCACGAGUCAUACCACCCUUGUUAUGCUGGCGGUUUGGUGAGCCCAAAUGUUCAGGGUCAGUACAUCGAUGAUGCCAGCAGAAAUGACCUCGGCUCGUCACCGCUAUCCGGUCAACCCAUGGAUUAUCUGGAACACACACUGCACCGGUACAUUAGCCCGAGUUCUCCCGAGCCCACUAGUGGGAUUGGCUUCAUGGGCCAGGCGCAGCCGCAAGAGGGAAGAGGAAGCGAUACCGCAGUCGGUACUUGUCGCAUCGCCCAUAUGCCGCUCAACACCGGCACUAGUGGUGUCGGUGGAGGAGCACAGAACAACAGUGAUCCGCAGGAUAGUACCAACUCUUCUCGUUCUCGGGCUAGGAGGAACAGACACAGCUCCGAAGACGGCAGCGACACUCGAGCUGAGGCUCCUCCCAGGAGGCGUCCCCGUAUUUAG
Molecule: messenger RNA, 1827 nt
Organism: Neurospora hispaniola
Lineage: Eukaryota; Fungi; Ascomycota; Sordariomycetes; Sordariales; Sordariaceae
Exons: 5
Coding region: 1-1827 (608 amino acids)
Source: RefSeq, a predicted model, not a curated record